Menidia menidia (Atlantic silverside) is the source of this 2686-nucleotide messenger RNA. NCBI's taxonomy places the organism in Eukaryota, Metazoa, Chordata, Actinopteri, Atheriniformes, Atherinopsidae. The record is from the annotation of a GenBank genome assembly.
UCAAAUUAUCAAAGUUGUCCCAGCGGGCCGCAUAAUACCACUUUAUCGUGAUAACCUUUACUUGUACGUUUACUGCUUAAUUGUUUUACAUGUGUCAUCGGUUUGCUUUACUGGAGUGCUUGAAAGAGCCCAGUAAUCGUCCCACAUGUUUUAUAUCUCUUAAAAGACAUUUACAUUCAGUUGUAGCGCAAUGGUCUUUUUCAAAUCCUAGUUAGCUAACUUCCGCUUGAUAUCGCCUCUACCUAACGUUAGCAAUUAGGAGCACCAGCAGAAGCAGAAACUCUGAGACACAAGCAUGAACUGCCCCCCUACGAAGCGCCUCAGAGGCCUGAACCAGGAAGUUGUGACAACGGUGGCCUUUAAUGACCCUUUUGGGGAUGAUGAAGAAUUCACGCAGGAUGACUUGGAUGAAAUAGACAUUAUUGCCUCACAGGCCAUCACUUCUGCACCAGGAGGGGCAGGGGUGGGGUCCAAACCGGGAGCCCAUCUAUGUGAAGCAGCCCCUGGGUCCAGCUGGUCAUCCUCCACAGGGCAGAGUAAACCGGGCAAAGUUACAGCCGGUCAGAUCAGAGAGAGCACAUUUGGGCUCAACAGGGGACAUGCCGGGAAACCCUGCAGAGAGCCUCUUGGUGAAAAGAAGCAGCAGUUUGAGCCGGACAGAGAGGACUCCUACAGACACCUGCAGGCACAGCAUGCAGAGCUGAGGAAAAAGCUGAAAGAGGUGGAGGAGGAGAUUCUGUUGAAGAGUGGGGAGAUCCGGGUCCUGAGGGACACUCUGAAAACAGCCCAGCAGGAGAAGGACGCCCAAAGGCAGGCCCAGAUGAUGGUGGAGGCUCAGAAGCAGAAGGAGCAGAGCGACAGGGAGAAGGAGCUCAACAGAAAGGUUCAGUCUCUGCAGUCUGAGCUGCAGUUUAAAGAAGCUGAAAUCAACCAGAUGAAGACCAAACUUCACAGCUCAGACAAAAACAAGACGGCUUCUCCUCUGCCCAGAAACAGUCCUAAAGUUCUGAACAGUGGCUGCUCCUCCUCACCAACUGGAAAUGGUUUCAUGUCCAAGGAGGCUUUUGGGGCUCAGAUAUCAUCCAGAACUACGCCAGUGAAAACACCCUCGAAGACUCGGCAGGACGACAGAGGAGCGUCCAGUAGCAGACAGGAGCCUCCUCGACCAGACCCCUUCCUGUCGGUCAGACCUGCUCUCCGGCUGCACAGAGGCGGCGUCCUGCUCGGCCUGCUGCUGCAGCAGCCUCUGUCCCCGGGCGGCCUCGGCCUCUCCCACCUGCUGUCCAUACGCUUGACCGACUCCAGUCAGCAGUCGGCGGGCGGUCAGCUCCAGGCCGACCUGCUGGCCGCCGCCAGCAUCGACGGACGCGGAGGCCCCAGACACGCCUCCAGCCUGGUCCAGAGUCUGGCCGUGACCGGGCUCAACAUGCUGAGUCAGAGCCAGCCGGCACCGGCAGCCAGGAGCAGAAAAAACAGGUCGUGUCCAGGAGCCGUCCUCCUCCUCCCCCUGCUGGACCUCCACCUGUCGCAGCUGUGCCGGGCCCUGGACUCGCUCUGCCCCCCCUCCGCCGGCGGCGGCGGGCCGGAAUCCAGAGGGAGCGGCCCGGCCCCGGCUGGCUCCGCCCCCCCCGGCUCGGGGGAACCGGAGGAGCCCGGCGCGUUGGGCUUCAGCCCGGAGGACACGGGUCUGGCCGCUCUGAGGAUCCUGCUGCUGCUGCUGGCCCACAGCGACGAGGUGGUGGAGGCUGUGCUGCUGAAGCAGAAUCACAGUCCAGACAACAAGAACGCCCUGCUGCCCUCUCUGCUGCUCCUGUGUGACGUCCGGCUGGUGGGCGGCAGCGCGCAGAGGGAGGAGCUGGUCCACAGGGCGCUGGAGACUCUGUGCGUCCUGAUCGAGAAGACGCCGCCCACGCUCUCUGACAGGUUGCAGAGCGUGUUGCCGGUGGUGUGUGCGUGCGUGUCGGCAGGCAGCCGGCCAACGACCAUUUCAGCGUGCGUCUCUGUCCUCACCUCCAUGUCCGACCACCGGACGCUGGCGGUGGUUCGUCUGUUGAACAGACUGACCCAGAGGGCAGAGAGCUGGACGGCCAGCGUGCAGGUCGCCUGUCCCUGUUAUACUGAGAUGGUUCAGAUAGCGGUGAUCAUUUUCCACCGUCAGUGGCUGGAGCUGCGUGGCUCCCAGGAGCCGGCGGGCCCCCGGCAGAGCUCCGCCCCCUGCUGGCCGUUGCCGGGCGGCCCCAAGCCGGCGCUGCUCCGGGAGUGCCUGCUGCUGCUGCACUGGCUGCUGCUGCACCACGCCAGCUUCUCUGAGAGCUGCCGGCCGCUGCUGCACAUGUACGACCAGGUGAUCCCCGCCGUACGGGACACGCUGCGGAGGAUCCCCCGGCUGAGCGAGAGCGAGGAGUUGGCCUUGGAGGAGAUCUGCCGCUCUGAGGGCGACGAGGCCGAGGACAUGGACACUGACGCUGGCCCCUGAUUGGCCGUCUCUGAGACCAGAUGUAACGGUUAAAAAAAAAAAAGAAACUCCACAACAAUUUACAAACUGCUGAUCAGAUGCUUCUGCAACGACGACAAGACAAAGACUGAAAUGUCUGCGGCAAAAAGGUCUGACAGAUGUGGUGGAGGCUGACACCAGAAUCAUCAUCCUACUGGAUUUUCACUGUAAAAAAAAAAAAAGCUGUCAGGA